AAGGCAAGGUUAAAGGUCACGAGCCUUCUUAAGGCGGGCAGGGUAGCCGUACACGCCUAGCGGAACGCUGUGUUACGUUUUGACGGGGGCUACUCUGUUUACACCGUCUUUUGUUCUCGUUAUUGUCCGAUGUGAAUGUCACACCGUUGCCAUGAUGUGGGAUUAGAACCAGUGUAUUCACGAACACCAUCUGGGGUGUCACAACAUACCAACACGGGGGGUGGUGGUUGUGCCACCAUCGGAUCCCCGAUCCACACAGACAGACAAAAAUGGGGAUCCUAAUUUCUUACCAACGUCUCGAAGACGAUCAACUGCGGGUUAGUUUUGUGGCCUGCCAAGUCGUGGCACUGCUCCUCUCACUUGUGUUCCGUUAUGUCCUGAGCGCGGGGCGGGUGGGCGUCACGGCGCGGCACGUGUUCGCAGCGGCCGUCGGCAUGUACAUGGCAUACUUCUGCCAUAGGUGGCAAGUGAUCCACUUUCUCACCCAGUCUACAGUAUGUUACAUCAUCAUCCUCUCCUCCAAACCCAGCAACAUGCACAAAUAUGUCUUCCUGUUCUCCAUGCUGUACUUGACAUUGUGCCACAUCUACAGAACCUACUACAACUUUGGGACUUACACACUAGACUUCACAGGCCCACUGAUGAUCAUGACCCAGAAGGUCACCAGUUUGACCUGUGCCCUCCAUGACGGCCUGUACCGUGACGACAGCAGCCUGUCAGCUGACCAACGGAAGCAAGCUGUCCGCCCCCUGGAGUACUACAGCUACGUGUUCUACUUCCCGGAAGUCCUGGCAAUUGAUUUUAACCCUUUUCCACCCACAGAUGACCUGAUCAUCGCUGCUCCCCUCCUGACCAGGUUUGGUUAUCUGCAUCUCAGCAUCAUGAUGGCUCGAACCAAGUACUACUUUGCCUGGUCACUGGCGGAUGCGGUCGCUAACGCAGCGGGAUUAGGAUUCAACGGGUACGACGAAAACGGGAAUCCUCGCUGGGACCUCAUCUCCAACCUCAACAUCUUAAAGAUUGAGUUUGCCACCAGCUUAAAGAUGUUGAUUGACAACUGGAACAUCCAAACCUCCCUGUGGCUCAAGAGGGUGUGCUACGACCGUGCCCCCUCCCAACCCGUCCUGAUGGUGUACGUUCUGUCAGCCAUGUGGCACGGUUUCUACCCAGGGUACUACUUCACUUUCCUGGGGGGAGCAGUCAUGACUCCAGCUUUUAGGAAGAUGCGGCAUCACCUGAGACACCACUUCCAGGGCACGGCGCGGCUUCGACAGUUGUAUGACGUCAUCACGUUCACGUCCACACACUUCUUCCUGAACUACACUGUACUGCCCUUCGUGCUCCUGGACUGGGAACCCACCAUGAAGUUCUACAGGUCACUGUACUUCUCCAUACAUAUCAUUGUCCUGUUGGUGACUGUCCUCCUACCGUACAAGAAGCAGCCACAGCCACAGUACGCGGCAACGAAGACCAACGGCGUACGGACUGACACGAAUGGCAUGGUUGGAGACCACACAGGGUGCAACGGGACAAAAAUAAACAACAACAAGGUCGAGAAUGGAGACAUACAUGUAGGGCAUCAGGGUCAGAACGGUACAUGGUCUGAGACUUUCUGUCUCAGAGAGCGUAUGUUAAAUGGUAUGAAAGGAUUUGGUGUUCCAGAGCAUAACGGCAUAAGUGUUACUCCAAAUCAUGUUGAAAAGAAAGUGAAAUGAGAAAAAAAAACACUCUGAAAAUGAAUAGCUUUACAGUUCUGUACUGUUAGUAAUACAUUGUACUUAAGGUCGAGACCAUGGGAUUAGAUUAUAACUCCAAAGAUAAACCGCCAAGCAGAUGUAAAACAGGAUAUGACCCAGCCAGUAUGUUGAAAAGGUGCACUGCUAGAAUUCUGACUACAUUGUGCAAAAACAUGUUCCGGAUCCUUACAUCUGCUUUUAUAUCAUUCAAAGACCACUGCAAACAUAUAUGGUUUAUUACAGUUAUCAUACAAUAUGGAGAACAAUGAAAUGUUCUUUGUUUUUCGUCCCUUGUAUAUUAUAUAUAUCAGACCAUUGACAACAGUUUCAAAAAGGUACUUUGCCAGUCUGAAAUGAAAAGAGUGGACUUUGAUGCCACAGGAUGCAGAGAUAGUUUAGUCAGUCAAUUUAUCUCUGUCUACAUAUUUUUGUACUUAACGUUUUAUAAGACUGGUGUUUCAAGAUGUAUUCUUACACAAAAAGGUAUUAAAUGUUUUACUGAAUUUUUUUAUUGCAAAUGAGAAAAAUUGAGAAAUAGUCUGGAAGACGGAAACGGCAUGGGGAAUAGGCAGUUAAAAAACAGGAGUGCUAAAUAAGGGUGGCAUACUAGGAAACACUGAAUUCUUUUUGGGUGUGCCGUCUUUAAACAUUAUCAUCUGAGCAUUACUGCCACCUGGCAAUGAAUGCGUGAACUGCAGCCUACAUUCCCUACUGUAUGUUUCUGUUUAUGAAGGACUGCUACUUGGUUUUCUUCAGUACUAGUGCUAUUGAGAGAGAAAACUAUCAAAUGACUUCAUCUAAAUUUAUGUGAAAUUCUUUCAAAUAUUCUUAAAGAAAAAAUAUUC
Molecule: messenger RNA, 2581 nt
Organism: Branchiostoma floridae (Florida lancelet)
Lineage: Eukaryota; Metazoa; Chordata; Leptocardii; Amphioxiformes; Branchiostomatidae
Product: lysophospholipid acyltransferase 2-like
Exons: 12
Coding region: 270-1715 (481 amino acids)
Biological process (GO): lipid modification
Cellular component (GO): membrane
Molecular function (GO): acyltransferase activity
Source: RefSeq, a predicted model, not a curated record